UUGACGUAACUUCCGUCUUCCAUUGAGAAGGAGUGGACACUUUCCCGAAGUGAACACAUCAGCAAUUGAUAGUUGUGCAGGCAAAGCGAACAAACUAAGUGGUUCGACACGAAUACAGACACCUUCAUUUAAGAAGACUUCUGCCAGUAUAGCUCCGUUUGUGUCUACAUGUUUCAAAGGAGCAAAAGCAGUUGAAUUUUUGGCCGUGUUUGCAACGCCAGGUAUCAGGCCAGAAUAGUUGGUCGUGGGAAAAUGCCAUAUUUUUCUUGGAGGGUUUGGUCCGGGCUGCUGUGGCUGCUGUCGUCGACACUGGCUGCAGGUGAAGACACAUCGCUGCUCCAGGACUGGAAGGACGUCUGGCUCUUUCGCUUCUUCCUCAACGUGCUUGGCUACUGCACCAUCAUCAUCCCUGGCUACUUUCUCAUUGGCUACUUUAAGCGUUUAAACUACCUAGAAACAGGUCAUGGCAUUUGCUAUCCUGUCGUAAAGGCAUGUGUGUUUGGGAGUGAAUCCAAAGCAGGCUUGUUGGAAGAUGUGUCCAUAGCAUCCAGGAAUGAGGCAGACUCGGGGUCCUCUACCAAACAGGCCAUCAAGCUGGUCUUCUGUGCAGCUGGACUACAGGCCUCCUACCUGACGUGGGGUGUGCUUCAGGAGCGGGUGAUGACUCGCUCGUACGGGGCCACUACACCUGAGGACCAAGGCGAGCGCUUCAAGGACUCCCAGUUCCUGGUGUUCAUGAACCGUAUCCUGGCCCUGACCGUGUCAGGCCUCUGGUGUGUCCUGCUCAAACAGCCUCGCCACGGCGCCCCCAUGUACAAGUACUCGUUCGCCUCGCUGUCCAACAUCCUAAGCAGCUGGUGCCAGUACGAGGCUCUCAAAUACAUCAGCUUCCCCACCCAGGUGCUGGCCAAGGCCUCCAAGGUCAUCCCAGUCAUGCUCAUGGGCAAGAUAGUUUCCCGUAAGAGUUACGAGUACUGGGAGUACUUGACCGCAGCCCUCAUCUCUGUGGGCGUAAGUAUGUUUCUGCUGUCCAGCACAGCCACCAAGCACCCCUCCACAGUCACCACCUUCAGCGGGGUGGUCAUCCUGGCUGGUUACAUCGUCUUUGACAGUUUCACCUCCAACUGGCAGGACAACCUGUUCAAGUACAAGAUGUCGUCAGUUCAGAUGAUGUUCGGGGUAAACUUGUUCUCCUGCUUGUUCACGGUGGGAUCUCUGCUGGAGCAGGGAGCCUUCUUCGACUCGCUGGCGUUCAUGAUGCGCCACUCUGAGUUUGCCCUCCAUGCCGUGCUGCUGUCCGUGUGCUCGGCCUGUGGACAGCUCUUCAUCUUCUAUACCAUCGCCCAGUUUGGCGCCGCCGUUUUCACCAUCAUCAUGACGCUGCGGCAGGCCAUCGCCAUCCUGCUCUCCUGCUUCCUGUACGGCCACACCGUCACCAUGGUGGGGAGCUUUGGCGUGGCCGUGGUGUUCCUGGCGCUCUUCCUACGCGUAUACGCUCGCAGCCGAGUCAAGACGAGCCGCAGGGCAGCCCAGCCACUACAGAAGGUGUAGUUGGGUCAGGAGGGAGAACUGAGGCCGCGUUUUUGGUGGCACCUUUCUGUUGGCGUCUCUUUUUUGACUUCUUAAGUAUUCGUGACAUGGAUUUCUACUUUGUAUGGUUGGGGGUACUGAAAGGGAUUCUUCCUGUUUGAAGGUGUUUGGCUUGAUACGCACUCUAGGCUGUCUGCUGAGAGAGGUCCCCCCCCCCGCUGUUGGUAGGCUCCAUAUUCACACCACCACAUGUGGCUUAGCAGGCAAACGAACGGUUACUGGGACUGGGACGUACUAUGGACGGGUUUUGCCCCCUUUCUGGAGUGUGUGUGUGUGUGUGUGUGUGUGUGUAUAUAUAUAUACACACACACACACACACACAUUUUGGUGUGUAAUCUUUUUUCACUUUUAAUGGCAGUUGCAUCACAGCAGUUGCAUCACUUUUUGGACAUGGCAUGAUUUUGUUGUGUGCUGCAUUGGUAUUACUCUGUGAUAAUGCAAUACUGCCGAACUAAAUUUAUUGUAAGAAAAGGAGCUGGCUUGUUGAAUGUUUCAUCACUCUCUCAGAUCACAGACAAUGUGUAGUUCACAAAUAAUCUCAUGGCCUUUUGGCUCAAGGCGUGUCAGAACAACGUUUCUUUUAAGUAAUGGUCCAACCAUUACACAAGGGGAAUGGUUUUCCCGGCAAACCCAUUUAUAGCUUUCUGUCAGCAGACCAUCUGAAAUUUUUGUUUUAUUCAUGAAUACUCCUGUCAUUGCUACACUGAAAUGAAUGAAUCCUUCACACUACAAAAUGUGAAAUGUACACAGUAGACAUCCUGUAUGCAAUAGCAUUAUAGCUUUGUUUGUAUGAAUGGGUGACCCAACUCCAUCCACCCAAAGCAAAUAUUAUAGUUUUAACAGCUGUAUUGCACUGUUACAAGAGGAGGAAACUGAAAUUCAUGAAAAUGAUAAUGUCAAUGUAUUUUUGUACAUAUACCUGCACAUUGCCAGGGAAGUGAGUGAAGAUCUUUUACGCAACUUAAAACUAACAUGUCAACACGCGGUACUGUUUUUAUUCUACAUGUGUUCUUGCGUUACUUGUUUGUCCAUGAUGGUCUUUUCAGAAGGGGUUUGUGUGAGGAUGUUGAAGUGGAGAUGUUGCCCUCAAGAAUGGAAUGGAAGCAGGGAAGACUUCACAUGGUGGACUUCUGAAAGCAUAAAGGGAAAUGCAAUGUUAUUGAUACUUUUUUUUUUUUGUCAAUAGUUUGUUAAUAUAUAUAUUCAUAAUUUGUCAAAUGUUCUUCUUUUACACUGUAUUAAUAAAAUACAAGUUAAGAUUUA
Molecule: messenger RNA, 2853 nt
Organism: Hypomesus transpacificus
Lineage: Eukaryota; Metazoa; Chordata; Actinopteri; Osmeriformes; Osmeridae
Gene: slc35b2
Product: solute carrier family 35 member B2
Exons: 4
Coding region: 253-1551 (432 amino acids)
Biological process (GO): transmembrane transport
Cellular component (GO): endoplasmic reticulum membrane; Golgi membrane
Molecular function (GO): 3'-phosphoadenosine 5'-phosphosulfate transmembrane transporter activity
Source: RefSeq, a predicted model, not a curated record